This is a messenger RNA of Grammomys surdaster, 444 nucleotides long. Its product is annotated as endogenous retrovirus group K member 6 Pro protein-like. The transcript has a single exon. The record is from RefSeq and is a predicted model, not a curated record. The coding region runs from base 1 to 444 and encodes 147 amino acids. Lineage: Eukaryota; Metazoa; Chordata; Mammalia; Rodentia; Muridae. Gene Ontology annotation, biological process: proteolysis. Gene Ontology annotation, molecular function: nucleic acid binding; aspartic-type endopeptidase activity.
AUGCUUACUUUGAGUCUAAAUGGAAGAACAUUUCAAGGGCUCUUAGACUCAGGUGCUGACGCCACUGUCAUCUCUGACAGGUUUUGGCUGGCUGCCUGGCUGCUGACCAAUUCAGCCACCCACUUACAGGGGAUUGGACAUUCCAAAAACCCUCAAGUCAGUGCUCAGACCCAUAAGUGUAUAGAUCAAGAAGGAAAUUCAGGCACCGUAGUCUACUACGUGAUCACUGAUUUACCAGUCAAUCUCUGGGGGAGAGAUAUUCUCUCCCAAAUGAAUAUUUUCAUGUGCAGCCCUAAUGACGUGAUGACAAGACAAAUGUUGGCUCAGGGAUUCCUGCCAGGCCAAGGAUUAGGAAAACAGGCACAAGUCAUAAAAGAACCUCUGGUUGUGACACAGAGACCUGACUGGCAAGGCUUGGGAUCCCAGCCUCAGCUUUUUCCUUAA